Symsagittifera roscoffensis is the source of this 1506-nucleotide messenger RNA. Its product is annotated as ATP-binding cassette sub-family B member 6-like. The record is from RefSeq and is a predicted model, not a curated record. Gene Ontology annotation, cellular component: vacuolar membrane. Lineage: Eukaryota; Metazoa; Xenacoelomorpha; Acoela; Convolutidae. Bases 1 to 1368 code for a protein of 455 amino acids. Gene Ontology annotation, molecular function: heme binding; ATP binding; ABC-type heme transporter activity. Gene Ontology annotation, biological process: heme transport; transmembrane transport. The transcript is spliced from 7 exons.
AUGUUGCUAGGAGAAAGAGUGUCCUUUCCGACUACUGUAGCGUACUUUGUGUUUGCAUACAACUUCUUCUUCGGCUUAAUGGUCUUCGGCUGUCUUGUACUCUACAUCUUAGCCACUGUUCUCAUGUCUGAGUGGAGGACGAAGUUCAAACGAGCGGCGAAUAAACUCGACAACCAGACCAGAACCAUAGGUGUGGAUUCGCUGAUCAACUUCGAGACUGUCAAAUACCAUGGAGCAGAACAGUUCGAAGUUGACAGAUUCAGGGCGUCUCUAGUAUCCUACCAGAAGGAAAGCUGGAAGAACUCUGCGAGUAUCCAACUCAUGAAUGUGGUCCAGAUACUCAUAAUUUAUGCCAGUCUAUUUGGAGGAUGUGCUUUGUGUGCAUACUACAUAGUGUACAAGCAACAAGACGUCGGAAGUUUCGUGCUGUACACUACCUACAUGGUACAACUCUACUCCCCUCUCAACUUCCUGGGAAAUUACUACCGGAUGAUCCAGCAGUCCUUCAUAGACCUGGAAAACUUGCUGGAUCUAUUCAUGCAAAAAGUGGAAGUCACUGAUCGUGACGGAUGUGAAGUAUUGAAUAUCGAAGGAGGAGAAAUAGAGUUUGAUGACGUCACUUUCCACUACAGACCAGACCAGCCAAUCCUCAAAAAUGUCUCUUUCAAGGUUCCAGCGGGAAAGACGGUCGCGGUGGUGGGGCCUUCCGGGUCCGGGAAGAGUACUUUGAUCCGUCUGGUGUUCCGUUUCUACGACAUCCAAGGGGGGUGCAUUUCAAUAGACGGACAGGACAUCACAAAAGUGACCCAGCACAGUCUCCGCAAGAGCAUCGGCGUCGUGCCCCAAGACACUGUUCUAUUCAGUGAUACCAUCGGGUAUAACAUCCACUACGGAAGGCCAGACGCAGACGAAGACGAAAUGAAAGCAGCUGCUGAAAGGGCCGACAUCCACGACAGGAUCCAGACAUUCCCGGACGGGUAUGAGACUAAAGUUGGCGAGAGGGGUCAGAAGCUGAGUGGGGGAGAAAAACAGCGGGUGGCAAUCGCCAGGACUGUUCUCAAGGCACCCAGAAUAAUUAUGUUGGACGAGGCAACUUCUGCCCUGGACACUCAGACAGAAAGAAAUAUCCAGGGUGCGCUCGAUGACGUCAGCAAAGACAGGACCACUCUGGUAGUGGCCCACAGACUGUCCACUGUGGUCAAUGCGGACAUGAUCAUGGUCCUCAAGGACGGGGUCAUAGUUGAGAGAGGAACCCAUCAGGAACUGAUAGACACUCCUGGAAGUGUUUAUUCCGAGAUGUGGAACCAACAAGCCAUGGUUGACAGCGAAAUUAAAGCUCGUGGAGAUUCUGAGGAUUCUAUGUUAUGAUUAAUCAACUUCGCUUGUCUUAUUCGAAAACAUCAAAAAGAUAUAAUUCUGACGACAGCUUGUAAAAAUUUGUAUCUUCGUCGUAGAUUUUGCAUGAUUCCCAGAGAUGUUUAGUUUCUAAUAAAUUUACAAAUUGAA